ACCCUUUCCUUUUUUCCCCACUUUCUGUUUCCGCCAUUGUAGUGUCCAAAAAGAACAAAAUUUUUUUUAUCAAGAAUGGGGAAACUCAUCUGCGACUCAACAGCAUCGUCGCCGGUGAUUCCAUGGCGGGAUCCUACCUCUACUCCAUCAUCUAUCGACCUCGUUGACCAAUCAUCGCCGGCGAUCACCCCUGUCGCCGUCGUUGAUACAUCUUCCUGGGAAAAUGUUUCAUCUUUAGAGGACCAGCAGAGAAGGCAUUUGAUAAAGAUUCAGUCGAAAGGAGUGCUGUGGAAACAUCCUCAGGAUCAGAAUGCUUCUAUGGUUUUCCGGUUGAGCCACGGCGGAGAAGUCGAGGCAGACGGAAACUGUCUUUUUACGGCUUGUGGGAAAUCAAUGGGGGUUAAAACGGUGUCGUACGCGAGAGAUCUGAGACGGAGGACUGUGCGGAGGUUCUUGGAAGAUCUUGGAUCGGAGAAAGAAGCGAUUGAAUCGGCGAUUAAGCACAUGUAUUCUCCGGAUCUGAAAUCUGGUUGGGGUAUUCAUGUGGUUCAAGAGCUGAAGCUAUUAGCUAAGAAGGACGAUAGGGAGGUUCUGGAAUCGGCUAUUUCCGAGCUUGUUCACCUCGGAAUGCAGCGAGAAUUGGCUGCUGAGUCUAUAUACAAAGAGAGAUGCAUAGCUGUGGAUGAUGGUCCAAGUUGGGCAAAGUACAUGUCGAUUUCUGGUUCACCUGAUGAUGAAUAUGAUAUCAUCACUUUGCAGUAUACUGAGGACGGUUUAUUAACUGUAGAUGAAAAUUGUGAUGGUCAUGCGGCUGCAUUUGGAGACGAUAUAGCUAUUGAGUGUCUUGCAACCGAGUUUAAAAGAGAGAUCUUUGUGGUGCAAGCUCAUGGAUCGGAUGCAAUGGUUGAUGAAGAAAAUUGUGUCUUCUUUCUGCCACAUCGUCCCAAAUGUGAAAUAUGUGAACCUCCUCUCUUCCUUUUCAUGAAAGGAACAGGUUGGUGUGGUGCUGGGGCGGAUCAUUAUGAGCCUCUUAUUGCUUCUCCUUCAGCUUAUGUUUCGCAGGAAAAGGUAGCAUUGGUUCUGUAGGUAAUUAGUUGAGGUGGUUAAGAGAGGUGGUAGUUAGUUAUUUGGUUUUCAAUUGGAAAGAUGUUCCCGAUUCUUUUCUAGGUUUAAGAAGGAAGAUGUCCAAUUGGGACAUCAAAUUUUUGUUGAAGAGGGUAUGUAGGAUUUCGAAGUCCAUCAUCAGGCAUGCCUGCGUGGUCUGGCCUGGUUAUAUUUAGUUUUGUUGCCGGCUCGUUUUGUUGUGCAUUUUUUUUGAGGCUAGUUGUAGUUUUGCUGCUGAGUGCUGUGGGGGUUCUAUUCUUUUGAGAGGUGUAGUACACUUAAUUUGUUGUAACUCAUGCUGAAUUCCAAUCUUAACAAGGAAAAUGGCUUCUCUCUUCAUUGUCAGUUGUUUU
Messenger RNA from Solanum lycopersicum (tomato), 1457 nucleotides. RefSeq lists its product as uncharacterized. Lineage: Eukaryota; Viridiplantae; Streptophyta; Magnoliopsida; Solanales; Solanaceae. The record is from RefSeq and is a predicted model, not a curated record.